AUGCUUCGCGAAGCACAGCUCUCUAUUUGCAAAGCUAUUGAAGACAUCGACGGUGGGGCAAAGUUCCAGGAGGACGCAUGGGUGCGCGACACCGGUGGUGGUGGUAUGUCGCGUGUACUCGGUAAUGGCAACGUUUGGGAAAAAGCAGGCGUCAACCUUUCGGUCGUCCACGGUACUAUGCCACAAGAAGCCUUGCGCGCGGCGACCGAACGAGGAGUCAAUCGUGGACAAGAUGCGGUUCCAUUCUCAGCCUGUGGUUUGUCUUGUGUAAUGCACCCACGCAACCCCCACUGCCCGACGAUGCAUUUCAAUUACCGUCUCUUCCAAACUGCUGGAGGAAAUUGGUGGUUUGGAGGUGGCACAGAUAUAACUCCUUCCUACCUCGUGGAGGAAGACAUAAAGCAUUUCCAUGGUGUAUACAAAGAUGUUUGCGAUCGACACGACCCCGAAUACUACCCAAAGUUUAAGAAGUGGGCCGAUGAGUACUUUUUGAUCAAGCAUCGCGGGGAGCGCCGGGGACUGGGUGGGAUUUUCUUUGAUGAUUUGAACGAUCGCGAUCCAAACGAGAUCUUUGAAUUCUGCAAAGAUGCCGUCAACCACGUUGUCGCUGCCUAUGGUCCCAUCAUCGAAAAGCACAAGAACGACUCAUUUACGGAGGAAGAAAAACGCUGGCAGCAACUACGACGUGGACGCUAUGCCGAAUUCAACCUCGUCUACGAUCGCGGAACAAUAUUUGGACUCAAGACCAACGGUCGUACGGAAAGCAUUCUCAUGAGCUUACCGGAGACGGCCCGAUGGGAAUACGAUCACCAUCCGGAAGAGGGAUCACCAGAAGCUGAGUUCCUAGACGCAUGUAUGAACCCUCGGGAUUGGGUGUAA
Molecule: messenger RNA, 879 nt
Organism: Phaeodactylum tricornutum CCAP 1055/1
Lineage: Eukaryota; Bacillariophyta; Bacillariophyceae; Surirellales; Neidiaceae
Product: coproporphyrinogen oxidase. coproporphyrinogen III oxidase. coproporphyrinogenase
Exons: 1
Coding region: 1-879 (292 amino acids)
Cellular component (GO): cytoplasm
Molecular function (GO): coproporphyrinogen oxidase activity
Source: RefSeq, a predicted model, not a curated record